This is a messenger RNA of Eruca vesicaria subsp. sativa (arugula), 315 nucleotides long. The record is from the annotation of a GenBank genome assembly. NCBI's taxonomy places the organism in Eukaryota, Viridiplantae, Streptophyta, Magnoliopsida, Brassicales, Brassicaceae.
AUGGUUGUGAGAGGGGAAAAGAAACAUCCUUUGAAGGGAGUAUCACACAGGGGUUUCAUCUUCGUUGGUCGGUUACUUAUUGUGUUAGCUAGUCGCGAAGAAGACGAAGGAGCCAUAGCCUCCACCUUCGACAGACACCGACAGCCAGCGAAUCAUGUUAUUCGGGGCAUCACUACAGCGGAGUGUCCAUGCCAGCCAAUAAAACCAUUAACCGGUGUACCUUCAAAGCUAAGCCAUCUCGGAGGGGUCAUGCGGCCACAUAACGCCAUAGCCAAAAAGAAUACCCGACUCCCAAACUCUUCCGCCGUUGAUUGA